AUGAAGUUUUGGUUUAGACGGAAAAGGUAUGAUAACGUUUUGUCUUCUCUCACGAGUGCUCAUGUUGGGUGUGAUGUGGGAAGGACGAGCGAAGAAACCAAGACUCUCCAAGCUGCGCAAGAGGAUCCCGGCCUUGGUCGAACGGGCAUCGCAAUCGUCACUUACGGACACGCUCACCAAAGUGAAUACGUCAAUUAUGUUAUGAUGCCCGUCUUGAAUAGCAGACGUGUUCCCCCCCAAGUUCCCUCUUAUGCCUUUGUGGAGCCACGCCCAGAGAGAUGCGUUCGCGAUGGGGAACGAGCUGAGGAGCUUGUGAGCUGGAUCCGAGCCGGUUUGGUUGGGGUGACUCGAUGGCACCGCACAACCCAAUUUGCACAGGGCAAGAUUGUAGACUUGUUUCUUACGAUCCAACGCCAGUUUCAAGAUUUCCUUUCCCUGACUCGGCUGCCCUCCGCUGCCAGAGCUCAACAUCAUCAUCAUCCUCCCACCAACUGCGAUACCAACACCAGCACCAGCAACCUUCACCCCAGUCUUCGAGCUCGUGUAUCAACCACAGCUCACCACAAUGCUGCCAUUGCGGAUGGAGAGGCAGUCACUCCCCAGAGUGCCCUUUCAAAUAAUCGCUAUGAUUGUUUGAUACCCUGCAUCGCUUUCUUCUUGCCAGUUCGAUUUUUAUACGACCAUCAGCUUCCGUCCAGUUCAUCAUCCAUCAUCGCUAUCUUCGCUUUCCAACGACUCUCGCAUGCAAGCCUUGUCUCAGUAUUCAACCAUCGCAAUACCACCACCUCGCAAUUGUACGACAUACCAUACGCACCAUACCACGCCUUCUAUGGCCUAGUUGACUACCACUAG
Messenger RNA from Coprinopsis cinerea okayama7#130, 852 nucleotides. RefSeq lists its product as hypothetical. NCBI's taxonomy places the organism in Eukaryota, Fungi, Basidiomycota, Agaricomycetes, Agaricales, Psathyrellaceae. The record is from RefSeq and is a predicted model, not a curated record. Bases 1 to 852 code for a protein of 283 amino acids. The transcript is spliced from 5 exons.